AUGGAUUCUGAUUUCCAUAAAGAAAUUGUAGAUGUUAUAAAUGAAAUAUAUGAAUAAAUAGGCAAAUCAAGGAAUAAAUUAUUAAUAUAGAAAUUAAAUGAAAGAAAGGAAUUAAUUUAUGCAUCGAUUCCAUUGACAGGGAGUUAAAUUCUAUUAAACAGUUAAAAUAGAGAAUUUAUAACACAAUAUUUAGAUAAAUUUGUGAAAUUCGUCAGUAACUAAUAAAAUCUUGUUGAAUAAGGAUUUUUUAAGAUAAUUAGAAACUCACAUAUAACAAAAUUGUAAAAUAUAUUUUCUAAAAAAUUUACCUAAUUACCUUAAUACUUUAAAAAUUUAGAAAGUCAAGACCUCUCAGCUACAGGAUUCAUUAACAAUUAAGAUGUAGUUCAUUUUAAAGUUCCAGUUAAUUUUACAGCAAAUUCUUAUCUCUUAGAUGAUGAAAUAGAUUUUAUAGUUUGCAUUACUUUAAUAUUCAAAGAUAUUUGUGAUGAAUAAGCUUUUAUUCAUUCAUUGAACACAUAGAAACUAUUAAAGAAGAUUCCAGAAUUAAAAUAAUUCGAAUUCUUGAAAUCCUUGAAAAAUUAUUUAACAAUCACUGUUGAUUUGUCAUAAUAGAUUAUUAUUUUAGAACCAUUAGAUCCAAUAAUAUAAUUUUCGCCUUAAUUAAAAUCUAAUAAUUAAAAUAAUAAUAAAUAAGAACUUUAUUUAUCUAAUGACAUGGAAAUCAUUAUAAGUCCUACUUAUAAAAUAAAAGUAUUAAAUAUUUUUAACAAAUAAAAUAAACCUUUAAAUUAAAAUUACAUCAGCAAAAAUCAUAUAAAUUAGUAUGAUGAUAAUUUAUUAAUUAAAAAUGUAGAAAACUAUAUCAUUUUAUAACCUUUAGAAUAGAAUAUAAAUCAUCAACAAAUCGUUAUAUAUAACCUUAAGAAAUCGAUUUUACUUAAUGAAUUCUUAAGAUUGCCAAAAGAAAUAUCUGUAUAACUUAUUCAUGAUGAUGUUGGAUUUUUAUUUGAAGUUUUGAAAGAGAAACAUAAUUUUUAUACUAGUUUAUCAUUUCAAAGUCCUAUUCAUGCUAAGACAAAGUAUAUUAAUAUUUGUCUCAUUAUUAACAAUCAAUUAAAAUUAUAGAUUGAUUCAGAAUGUGGUUAAUUAUUUUUUAAUUCCGAUGAUUACAAUAAAAACCUUUUAGAAUGA
Messenger RNA from Paramecium pentaurelia, 1194 nucleotides. Lineage: Eukaryota; Ciliophora; Oligohymenophorea; Peniculida; Parameciidae. The record is from the annotation of a GenBank genome assembly.